CAUCCAAAUAUUCCUGUUCGAGACAUUUCUAAUAUUUCACAUUUAGAUAUAGAAACCACAACUGAAGAUCUUGGUAAAGAUAGUUUACUUAAAGAAGAUGCCGGAAAUGAACUUUCUUCUGUCUCAAAUCAACAUUUCGCUUCUUGGCUUUUACAAAUUGGGGAAGAUCAUGUUGAACGACAUGCAAACAGAAGCGAUUACAUUAAACUUCCUAAUGAUCUUUAUAUUUCUUCCCAAAAUCUACACAAUUUAAUCUAUUUUAUUUACCCUAAUCACUUAUCAAAUUCUACUAAUUCUCUUUAUUUAUUAGAACGAGGAAUUCUGGCACCAAAAAAUACUGAUGUUGCUUUUAUUAAUUCCACUAUUAUGAACUUAUUCCCUGGUGAUGAAAUAGAUUAUUUAAGCGCUGAUAGUAUCGAAGAAACAGCAGACUCUAAU
This is a messenger RNA of Racocetra fulgida, 438 nucleotides long. The record is from the annotation of a GenBank genome assembly. Lineage: Eukaryota; Fungi; Glomeromycota; Glomeromycetes; Diversisporales; Gigasporaceae.